Molecule: messenger RNA, 4223 nt
Organism: Stylophora pistillata
Lineage: Eukaryota; Metazoa; Cnidaria; Anthozoa; Scleractinia; Pocilloporidae
Product: RNA helicase Mov10l1
Molecular function (GO): helicase activity; ATP hydrolysis activity
Source: RefSeq, a predicted model, not a curated record
GCGGCUCACCGUGAGCGCAAAGUACACGGACCUUUGUCGUGGAAAUAUUGUGAGGAUUUGCAAAACUUUUAGCUAGGAUAAUAUGUAUGGGCUGUUUACGAAGCUUUCAGAAUACGUUUGGGGAGCGUCAGAGGAUGAAAAUGAUGACGUUCCCAAGACGGGACUGAGGAAUGAAACAGCUGAUUACAAUAACAAGCUCAAAACAGACAAGCCACAAUUAAAGAAAGACCUCUUUGGUAAAGUGACGAGGCUUUAUGAUGGCUCAGGAGUGAUCGAUGAAGAGAUUUACUUCACUUUUGAUUGCAUUAUUGGUGGUGAUCGACCAGAAGUUGGUAUGGAAGUUCACGUUGAGGCUUCACGUGUGACUAAAACUUCAGGCUGGAAAGCCACGCGUGUGCAAGUUACAAAGGAAUGGAAUCUUGACGACGCAAACAGCGCUUCUUCACCUUCUACAGAAACGUGUAUUGGCGCAAUAACAAAAAUCGCGCAUGAUUCUGGGGUUGUAGAUAAUGAAAUUACUUUCCCACUAUCGUGUGCUAGAUUUGGGUAUUCACCGGUCCAAGGAGACAUGGUUAAGUUGGACCUCGCGAAAUUGUCAGAUGGGCAAGAUGAAGUCCGGGGGGUGAUGCCACUGCGAGAGAAAAGUUUCACAGGGACAGUGACAUAUGUGUCAUCAGGGUUUGGUUACAUUGAUAAAGAAGUCUUCUUCACAAUAGGGGUGUGUCCACCGGGGUUCAGGCCUCGUCAAGGGGAUAUUGUAAAAGUGACAGCUAUUGAAUCAUAUCAGCGCACUUCUGUAUGGAGAGCCAUUAAGGUGGAAACAAAACGUACUGCUCCUCUGGUGGCAAGUCCAUCACCAGGUAGCCAAAUGUUUAUGGGUAAUAGGAUGGCUGAGCUUUUAAGAGACAAAGGUGGAAUAACAAUUGCAAAUCAACUUGAUUUUGGAAGUGUCAUGGUUGGAGAAACAAAGUCGGUACAUGUGUGGAUAAGCAACAAGGGUGAGAAAGUACAGACAUUUCUGUCCUGUUCAUCAGUCAGAGAUGAUCCUCAGUUUUCUGUCCAAUUGGGAAACAAAAUUUUUUGUGAAUCAGAUAAUACUUGUAGUCAGCAGAUGAACAGAUCUCUGUCCAUUGAUGAGAUGUUACUUGAGAGUUCUUUGUUGGCACCUGGUAUGGAAAUUCAUCCCCAGCAAGCCAAGCAAGUUAUUGUUGAGUUCAGUGCAAAAACCUUGGGCAGAGUGAAGCACCUUUUUGUGUUCAACUUUGGUGACUUUGAGAUUGGACGAUAUGUCAUUUGUAAUGUAGAGGAUCCUCAGCAGGCUGUGCUGAAACCCUCAGCUCCUUACCAGAGGUCUAAAAAGAGAACCAAAGAGGCUUGGAAGAAGGUUGCCAAUAGUAGCAUGGGAGAAGAGUGGGUUAUACCAGGAGAAAAACCGAUAAGGAAAAGAAAAAUUUUCUUGCCCAAGAAGCUAUCACAGUACAAUAUUCCCAGAGACAUAAGGAGGUGCCUACUUGAUGGUGAGGAUCUGAGUUCUACUGUGCCAGCAUUAAGAGAGCCACUUAAUUUGAAGACCUAUGCUGCCAGGUUUUCAACACUUCUACAUGCUGAGGAGCUCCAAAUGGAAGUAGACAUGAGGGAAUUUGAUAUGGAAGGGGUGUUUCGUCAGAAUCUCCUAAAUAUGAAGGAUAUAUUCACGAGGUACAUAAGGAUGAUGUUCUGCUCAAGUUUAACGAGGAAUUCCACAACAGAUUUGCCAUGCAGAAGUGUGAUGUAAUGUUUUACUUCAACAGGACCACUCUUAGAAGAGGUCACCGUGCAGUGGAGUUUGCCGUAUCCUUGGGCGAACAAGUAUUAUUUCCAAGAAGUUUGUCAUCAAAGUUGCCAGUUUUGACUCUAACAUUGCCCAGCUCUUCGCCAACGGGACAAAACACUGACAUUGAGAAAGUAGAUUCACCAACAAGAACGCAAAGUGGGUCUACGAACAAACUCAAACCGGCCGAUUUCCUGUACAAUCCUUCCCUUAAUGAGCGUCAGAGGGCAGCGGUAUGUCGUAUUGUGAGUGGCCAGUGUCGUCCUACGCCCUAUCUGCUAUUCGGACCUCCUGGCACUGGGAAAACCAUUACUGUUGUGGAGGCCAUUCUUCAGAUUUUUCACAGAAUUCCCUCAAGCCGAGUCCUAGCAUGUGCUCCGUCAAAUAGUGCAUCUGAUUUGAUUGCCGAACGUCUUCAUAUGAGCGGUUACAUCCACGCAGGAGACAUGAUACGCCUCAAUGCCGCCCAGAGAGUGCAAAAUAUCCCAGAAAGCAUCAGUCCAUACUGUAUUGACACGGAUCAGUUGGAAAUGGCGUCACGCUAUCGCAUUAUAGUCAGCACAUGUAGUACAGCUGGUCAGCUUUAUUCCCUAGGAUUGCGGGCUGGACACAUAACUCAUGUUUUUGUUGAUGAGGCAGGGCAAGCUACUGAACCAGAGUGUCUAGUUGCUCUUGGUCUGGCUGCUGGAGAGGAUGGUCAGGUCAUCAUGGCUGGUGAUCCUUUCCAACUUGGCCCAGUUCUUCAAUCUCGCGUAGCAGCUGCGUACGGACUUGAUAUCUCUCUGCUGGAGCGUUUGAUGAACAGACCAUUGUACUGUCGAGACGAAGGAAAGUUUGUGGAUCACGGAUGUUAUGAUCCCCUUCUGGUAACAAAACUUGUGAAUAAUUACCGCUCCCAUCCUGCCGUGCUUAAACUUCCCUCGGCUGUGUUUUAUCAUGAUGAGCUGCAACCAUGCGCUGAUGUGAACAUGAGAGAAAGUUUGAGUGACUGGGAAAAACUACCGCGCAAAGGAUUUCCGGUGCUUUUUCAUGGGCUCAAGGGAGAAGAUCUUCGUGAGGGCAACAGUCCAUCAUGGUUCAACCCUGUGGAAGCAGUCCAAGUUAUGAAAUAUUUACAGUCUCUAAGGUCCGACGAAAAGUUCCCUCUUAAACUCACAGAUAUUGGUGUAAUCACACCCUACAGAAAACAGGUUGAAAAACUUCGUCUCUUGCUCGAUCGCUUGGGAUUAGGGGAAGUAAAAGUUGGAUCUGUGGAGGAAUUUCAGGGACAGGAAAGGCUUGCCAUUAUCAUUUCAACGGUUCGUUCUGAUGAGUCAUUGGUCGGUGUCGAUGUACGUCACAGCGUUGGCUUUCUGAGUAAUCCUAAGAGGUUUAACGUGGCUAUCACCCGUGCCCAGGCUCUGCUCGUUGUUGUUGGGAAUCCACAUGUACUUUGUCAGGAUCCUUUCUGGUGCUGUCUUCUCCAAUACUGUGUCAUGAAUGAUGCCUAUGUUGGCUGUGAUCUACCGUCCCUUGAUCAACAGUUUUUAAAGGAAGAAUUCCAUGCCGCCGCAAAGCUACUCAAUAGAACAUUGUCAACAAUUGACAAAUCACCGGAAAAUGCAAAUGAAGUCACGCCACCAGAGCUUACGCUCAGCAAUAUAUCAGUGAAAGCAACUAAUUCAACUUUACAUCAGUGUUCAGACUCUUUUGAAAAUGGCGUUUACACACAAUGUAAUGGAAUGAAGGAAGGGAGGUUAGAUGCGUCAGACUUUGUUAGCACUUCUUCUAAUCGAGAAUCUGCAAAUCUACCUGACAACACUUGUGGUAAUUCGCAAGCUCAACGUGCAAACCAGACGCCUUCUAAAGAGGAUAGCUGUACAAGAUCGACUCUAGAUGAAACUAGUCUAUACGUGAGGUCAAUAGGAGUGGAACAUAAGGUGUACACUAAUGCUGGAAAAGCACCAGAAUUGUUGAUCAAGGAACAAGAUUUGGAAAGUGAGGAUGAACUUGAAGAAUUUGUGCUUCAACCCCGAAAUAGCAAAGAAUAAUGUUAAACAGCCUGAAUACUUUUGUACUCCCCCCCGAAAUGUAAUUGAUCUAUUUGAAAGAAUGGCGUUUAUUUCUGUUGCUGUUUUUUUUUAUUUUAACGGGAGCUUGGCCGACCAAUUUUCAAGACGACCACAAAGAAGUGAAAGAAUUAAAAAUUUUGAUACUAAUCACGGAGCUCGGGAGCACAAAAAGGCAAUUUAAUCUGAAUGUAGGAAGAAACAAUGAGAGAAUUUUUUUUUUACACUUUAAGCACUUCAAGCGUAUGAAUGUGAAGAACAACUACGUCACACACCGACUUUGGUCAAGAUUUAAAAAUUGUGAAAGUGACAGUCUUAUUUUUGUGAAAAUUAGAUACUUUCGGUUUAAAGUUCUUUCCUCGUUA